AUGGCGGCUACCACCGCGAUGGCCCAAUUUCCUGCACCGGGCGAGGAAGUAGAUUGUGACUGCACAGACCUCAAAGAUGGCGAAGUUGUCCCGGACGAUGACGGCGUAAGGAGAGGCUGCGCCAACCGUGGAUAUCUCGUCAUUCGAGACGGUGGUGAUCUCAAGUGUGUCAUCGUAGAAGAUGGCACAGAGCAUCAUGAUCGAGCCCGAGAUUUUGUUAACAACUGCUCUUUGCACGGGACUUGUGGUUAUGUUGGCCAGUAA
Messenger RNA from Colletotrichum siamense, 264 nucleotides. RefSeq lists its product as uncharacterized. The transcript is spliced from 2 exons. The record is from RefSeq and is a predicted model, not a curated record. The coding region runs from base 1 to 264 and encodes 87 amino acids. NCBI's taxonomy places the organism in Eukaryota, Fungi, Ascomycota, Sordariomycetes, Glomerellales, Glomerellaceae.